Messenger RNA from Panonychus citri (citrus red mite), 2377 nucleotides. Its product is annotated as GATA zinc finger domain-containing protein 14-like. The record is from RefSeq and is a predicted model, not a curated record. The coding region runs from base 89 to 2344 and encodes 751 amino acids. Gene Ontology annotation, biological process: regulation of transcription by RNA polymerase II. NCBI's taxonomy places the organism in Eukaryota, Metazoa, Arthropoda, Arachnida, Trombidiformes, Tetranychidae. Gene Ontology annotation, molecular function: DNA-binding transcription factor activity, RNA polymerase II-specific; RNA polymerase II cis-regulatory region sequence-specific DNA binding. The transcript has 2 exons.
UCUCUCUCUCUCUCUCUCUCUCUCUUUCACUCACUCACUCACUCACUCACUCACUCUCUCUCCUUCUCUCUCGGACUCUCAUUCCUAAAUGGCGCUCUCAACCACUGGUAUUCGUGUCUCCGUUAUUGUAAAAGCACCACCUUCACACUUUUUCCCACCCUCUUGUAAUAUUAAUAAUAACUUAACCUCCGCCUCAUCCUCAUCUUUUUCUUCCCCCUCUCUAGCUCACUCAUCAUCGUCAUCAUCAUCAUUAUCACCUUCUUCUUCUCGUCGUCUUCGAUCAUCAUUAUUAUCUUCAUCUAAUUGUUCUGAUUAUGAUAGAGGCGUGUCAGAUGAAAUAUCAAUGAUGAAACGUAAUGAUAAUCUAAGAUCGCGACGAAAACGAAGGGGAUUGAUGAUGGGACGAGGUGGAGUUAUCGGUUAUCACGUUAUAUCAACAGAUAACAAUUAUGAUUAUUUGGUGAGGGGAAAAAAUUCUCAUCAUGAAUAUGAUGUUGAGUAUGAUGAUGAAGAUGAUUACGAUGAUGAUAAUGAUUGUAAACUUGUUGUUGACCCGAUAGCCUAUGAUGUUCACUCUGAUCAGGCUUUAGACUUGGUAAUUAAACGUAAACGACAUUCAUCUUCAUCUAAUAGUAGCAACAAUCAUCAUCCUCAUCAUAUUUCAUCAUCUUCUGGUUCAGCAUCGUCAUCAUCUAAACGACCUCGUCCAAAUCACCAGCUGAUAACUCAUUUCUCAGAUGAUGAAGUUCAUGAAGAGGAAGAUUAUUUCGGAGACGAUUUUGAUGAAUAUGACCCAAGAAGUAACCUAAUGAACGACCAUAAUCAUCGUUCAUCAUCUUCAUCUUCAUUUUUAUCAUCAACAUUUCCAAAUAUUCACCAUAAUUCACCUUCUUCUAUGAAUCAUCAUCAUAACUACCAUCAUGAUGAUCAUCAACUUAAUCAAGUUCUAACCAGUGAUCAUGCUAAUCCAUUGUUACUUUUGAAACCUCCUUCAUCACCUUUACCACCUCCACCACCACCACCGCAACCUCAUCAUCAACAAUCAUCAACAAUUUUGAACAAUCAAUUCAAUAACCAUCAUCGAAAUCAAUUUAAUAACAAUUAUAAUACUUACUCAUCUGGAAAUCAUUUCUAUUCAAAUUAUAAUCAAAAUUUAACUAAUCAUUAUAAUCAUCAUCCUGUUAAUCAACAAUAUCACCAUUUUAAUCAAUCGUUUGAACCAAGUUUCAGUUUAAGUGAUCUAAUUGCUGAUUCAUCUUCACAAUCGUCUAAUUGUUCAACAAAUUCAUCUAAUUUCUUUAAUUCCAAUUUCUGUUCAAAUUCUUUUGGCUUAUAUAAUUUACCUACAGAUAUAAACAAUCAAACAAUUAACACUAAUAGCCAACAGCAUAAUCAACAAAUAACAUCAUCAUUACAUCAAAAUCAACAAAAUUCAAGUAAUUAUCAAAAUAAUAAUCAACUAGUAAAUCAACAUCAACAACAAUCAAAUCAAAGUCAAUCAAAUUUCACAAAUUCAUUAGCAAACAAUAAUAUUAGCAGUGGUAACAAUCAACAACAACCAAUUGAUUCAAACUCAAAUUUUCUACAAUUUUUAACAUCUCGAAAAAUUGUUGAUACUAAAUUAAACAAUCACCAUAAUCAUAAUCAUUACCCCCACCAACAUCAGCAAUUAGAUACUAAUUCAACGACAACAACUGAUAAUAAUAAUCACAAUUGUAAUGAAUCAACUUUGGACUUGUUACAAUCACAAUUCAUCAAUAAAUCACAAGCAAUUAAACCUCAAUCAUUGUCGUCCUCGUCCUCUUCAUCCUCGUCAUCCUCAUCAUCAUCAUCCUCAUCUACCUCCUCUCAACAAACUAAUAAUAAUAAUAUGAUUAAGGAAAGUCAAUUAAUUUAUAAACCACCUUUAGGAUCAACUAAUUAUCAACCUCAACAAUCAAUUCAAAAGAAAAAAACUCAACCCGUUGACGGUUCAAUUCGUCGUCGAACCUACAAAUGUACCUACGAAUCUUGUACAAAAACUUAUUACAAAAGUUCACAUCUCAAAGCCCAUAUACGAACUCAUACAGGGGAAAAGCCGUUCAUUUGUACUUGGGAAGGUUGUGAUCGUCAAUUUUCAAGAUCUGAUGAACUAUCUCGACAUAAACGAACCCACACCGGGGAGAAAAAGUUUGUUUGUUCAAUUUGCUCGAGGCGAUUUAUGAGAAGUGACCAUUUAACUAAACACGUUAAGCGACAUUAUGUACAAUUAAAUUCUAACACUGGUGCCAAUUUAAUUCCAUCUCCUUGUGAUAAUUCCGAUGUUAACUAUGUUGAUAAUAUAAAAAGAAAUGUUUUAAAAUAAUAAUAAGAAUUAAAAAAAAACUCGAAAAAAAAA